UAUUAUCAUUAUCAAAUCUCUCAUAACAGAUUCUAAUGUACUUGUUUUCUUCGCCUUCUCUCCUAUUAUAUCAUUGACGUCGUCAAUUUUUAUAGCAGCCGCCGUCCGCCGUCGCUGACGACGUCGCUGCAGCCACCCACCGCCUCCUUCGGUUCCUGACCCAUCAUUAUCACGUUGUACGAUUCUAGACAAUCAAGCAUCCCAAGUAUGGGUCAGCAUAGCCGUCGUGAAUCCGAUCCCGGUCCAUUUCGAUCUACAAUCUCCGACGACCACCAUUUCUUCCGCCGUCACCUCCAAGUUCGUGACAUUUUCGAGAAGGAAAGCGAUCUCAUAUGGCCUUUCGACAAGAUCGCGGGCUUAGAUCGGGAAGAUAUACGGGAAGCGGCGUAUGAGAUAUUCUUCACGGCGUGCCGGUCGUCGCCGGGGUUCGGAGGCAAGACUGCUCUCACGUUUUACUCUAAUCAUGAGAACGGCGGCGAGGAUGGAUCCGGCGGCCAAACGGUGGCGCCGCAAACAAGUAAGGUGAAGAGGGCGUUGGGGUUGAAGUUAUUGAAGAUACCGUCGAGGAGGACGUUGUGCAGCACAAGCAGCGGGGGCUUGCCUAGUCCGGUGUCGCCGGUGAGCAGCGGCGGUUUCCCGAUAUCGUGUGCACUUCCUCCAGCUAAGCCACGGCGGCCGAUGACAUCAGCAGAGAUCAUGAGACAACAAAUGCGCGUGACAGAGCAAAGUGAUAGCCGAUUGAGGAGAACACUCAUGAGGACUCUCGUAGGCCAAACGGGGAGGAGAGCAGAAAGCAUCGUUCUGCCUUUAGAACUACUAAGACACGUAAAGCCCUCAGAAUUCAACGACCCUCAAGAGUACCAUUUAUGGCAAAAGAGACAACUCAAGCUUCUCGAAGUAGGUCUUCUUCUUCACCCUUCAAUUCCCACAGAAAAAUUCAACCCUUCAAUGAUCACAAGUCUCAAGGAAGUCAUCCACAGUGCAGAAUCCAAUUCUCUAGACACAACCAACAAAACCUCAGACACCAUGAAAACCCUCUGCAAUGCCGUCGCCGCCUUAGCCUGGCAAAACUCCGACAGCAACCCCACUGUCUGCCACUGGGCCGAUGGCUUCCCUGUGAACAUCCACAUUUACACUUGCCUUCUUGAGGCCAUUUUUGACAUCAGAGACGAGACUUCAGUGCUUGACGAGGUCGAUGAGUUGCUUGACCUAAUGAACAAGACGUGGUGCACGUUGGGAAUCACUAGGGCCAUUCACAAUGUGUGCUUCACAUGGGUGCUUUUCAACCAAUAUGUUGUGACUGGACAGAUAGAAUCUGAUCUGCUUUGUGCAUCGCAUGCGAUGUUGAAUGAGGUUGCUAAGGAUCAUGCGAAGAGUAAAGAAGGCACUAAUAAUAAUAAUAAUAAUAAUUUGGAUAAUGGUUUGUAUGUGAAGAUUUUGAAUUGUGUGUUGAGGUCAAUGGUGGGUUGGGCAGAAAAGAGGCUUCUGAAUUAUCAAGAGUUCUUUGUUCGUGGUAAUGUUGCACAGAUUGAGAAUAUUCUUCCUAUUUUUCUCUUAGCAUCUGACAUUUUGAGUAGUGAAGAUGAUGGAGCAACUCAGGAUUCAUCUACUGAUCGACUCGAUCAUUAUGUUAGAUCUUCUGCCAAAAAUGCAUUUAAGAAGAUGAUAAAAGAAGCAAAUGAGAGCUAUGCAAAAUCAGAGGUAGAAGUAGAUGCAAGAGAAGUGUUGUUGGGAUUGGCACAGGAAACAGAGGAAUUAGCAGUGAAAGAGAGGCAAAACUACAGCCCAGUACUGAGGAAAUGGCUGGGGACAGCAGGAGCAGUGGCAGCAUCAACACUGCACAGUUGCUAUGGGGAAGUGCUGAGUCAGUAUCUGAAUGAGGUCACAACACUCACAUCAGACACAGUUGAGGUGUUAGAGAGAGCUGACAAGCUUGAGAAAGUUUUGGUUCACAUGGUGGUUGAAAAUUCUGCAGAUUGUGAUGAUGGUGGCAAGACCAUUGUCAGAGAGAUGGUCCCUUAUGAAGUUGACUCUAUCAUCUUUAACCUCUUGAGGAAGUGGAUUCAUGAGUCUCUCAGCAAGUGCACUGAGAUUUUUGAAGGAGUCAAAGAAUGCGAGACAUGGAAUCCAAAGUCAAAACAAGAACCAUAUGCACAAUCAGCUGUGGAGCUUAUGAAGGUGGCUAGCACAGCGGUUGAAGAAUUCUUCAGAAUUCCAGUUGGAAUCCCUGAGGAUUUGGUUCAAGAACUUGCUGUGGGAUUGGAAACUCUAUUCCGAGACUACAUGACAUUUGUUGCAGCUUGUGGUUCAAAAAAGAGCUACAUCCCUUCCCUUCCACCAUUAACAAGGUGUAGCAGAGAUUCCAGGCUGAGCAAGAUGUGGAAGAUAAGAAACCCUUGCAGUUAUGGCCUUGAACAAGAACACCAACCAAUCCAUUCAUCAAACGAACCUCAUCAUCAUAACAGUCCUCAUAGCCAUCUUCCUCCUGCUCGUCCCUCAACUAGUAGAGGAACUCAACGUCUCUACAUUCGCCUCAAUACCUUACACUAUCUUCUCACUCACAUUCACGCCAUUGUCAAAGCUCUCUCUCUCCAUCCUAACCCGAAUCCCCGGCCUUUCGCCGAGACCUCGCACUUUGAGAUCCUCGUCUCCUCCAUCCACGCCGCCUGCCAACACGUCUCCGAGAUCGCCGCCUACCGUCUGAUCUUCCUUGACUCCAACUUUGUCUUGUAUGACUCCCUCUAUGUCGGCGACGUUGCCAACGCUUCUAUAGGUCCUGCAUUGAGAAUCUUGAAGCAGAACCUAACCCUAAUGCUUACCAUUCUGACGGAGAAAGCACAUGUAGUGGCAGUGAAGGAAGUGAUAAAGGCUACGUUUGAUGCUUUCCUUAUGGUUUUGCUUGCAGGAGGAAGCAAUAGGAUUUAUAUUAGGUCUGAUCAUCAGCUUAUUAAAGAGGACUUUGAGGGUUUGAAGAGGCUAUUUGUGAAUUGUUGGGAAGGAUUGAGAGUGGAGGAAAUGGUGGAAGAAGGUGAAGUAGUGGAAGGAGUGAUAGCUUUAAUGGGAGAAAGUACAGAACAAUUAAUGGAAGAUUUUAGCACCGUGACAUGCGAGACAAGUGGGUUAGGAGUAAUAAGUAAUGGCCAAAAAUUACCUAUGCCUCCAACAACAAGAAAGUGGCAUAGAGCGGAUCCAAACACAAUAUUGAGGGUGUUAUGCCAUAGAAAUGACAAAACUGCAAAUCAGUUCCUAAAGAGGACAUUCCAAUUAGCAAAGAGGAAAUGAGAGAGAGAGAGAGAGAGAGAGAGAGAGAACUUUUUGUAUUCGUUUUCUCUUUAGAGCACAAGUACAUACUUCAUUAAUGUGCCUUGUAAAUAGGAACAACUUACAACUUGGUAAACACUAAUAAAUAGGCUUUUUCAACACUCUAGAGACUAUAUAUAUUGCUGUAGUGAUAUAUAUGGAUUCUCUACAUAUAAAAAAAAAAAAAAGUGAAUGUAUAGAGUGCAUUCAAAGAGCAGAAAUGAGAUGAUGUGAGUGUGAAAAUGA
Molecule: messenger RNA, 3546 nt
Organism: Prosopis cineraria
Lineage: Eukaryota; Viridiplantae; Streptophyta; Magnoliopsida; Fabales; Fabaceae
Product: protein unc-13 homolog
Source: RefSeq, a predicted model, not a curated record